AUGAACAUUGACAUACUGACAGAGGCGCUAGAGCUGCUAUACGAGGACUCUGAAGUUGCGAAAAGACGGAUGGAGAGCGCUGGAAUUAGCACAGAUCAGUCAAGCUCCCCGGAGCGGGAUGCAACCCUUUAUGAGAAGAACAGUUCGACCCGCAGCGAUGACGGCCAUGGUCGGAUUCCAUCAUAUUCUAGGCUUCCUAAUUCUAGUUAUAGGGCCGCCUUGUGCCGUUUCCCCAGCGACAACCUUGCCUCAAGUCCCCCGACCACUAGCGCCAGCUACGGUACCCCUUCCUUUACGUCGUAUAACGCGAAUCCGAUAACCAGGGCUAACCCUAUCUUCCCUGGUCCUGCAGAACCUCCAAGGAAUGUGGCCAUCACCAGUGUACCGACGAAAUAUCCUCUUCGUGAAAGAGCCGACUCUGCCAUAUCAGUUCCAGACGCGGAUGUAGAUCCAGGGGGAGCGGGAAGCAGACUACAAGUUACGUCCGGGUCGACUAGUACCCGACGGCAAGAUCGGACGUAUCGCGACAGUCGACGAAGCAUGUCCCCUGAAGACAAGGCUCUGCAGGGGCAACCCCAACGCCCGGCGGCAAAGAGCGAGAGGUACGGUGGGCACCCACCCCGACGGCCAGAACCCAGAGAAGAUCGAGGUCAAAAGCGACCGAAGUAA
Messenger RNA from Cladophialophora psammophila CBS 110553, 669 nucleotides. RefSeq lists its product as uncharacterized. Bases 1 to 669 code for a protein of 222 amino acids. The transcript has a single exon. NCBI's taxonomy places the organism in Eukaryota, Fungi, Ascomycota, Eurotiomycetes, Chaetothyriales, Herpotrichiellaceae. The record is from RefSeq and is a predicted model, not a curated record.